This is a messenger RNA of Conger conger (European conger), 6191 nucleotides long. RefSeq names its product myosin-7-like. The transcript is spliced from 38 exons. Gene Ontology annotation, cellular component: myosin complex. The record is from RefSeq and is a predicted model, not a curated record. Gene Ontology annotation, molecular function: ATP binding; cytoskeletal motor activity; actin filament binding. NCBI's taxonomy places the organism in Eukaryota, Metazoa, Chordata, Actinopteri, Anguilliformes, Congridae. The coding region runs from base 273 to 6080 and encodes 1935 amino acids.
UCCUGGUUAAAUGCUGGGUUCAGCUGCACAGCACAUCUGCACCUGACCUGGCUUUGGUAUGAACCUCCCCAAAGUCUUUGUGUCCUACUGCAUCCCUAUGUCACUCACCACCUUCUGUGUAUCUGUCUAUAAUGAUUUCUGGCAGCGAAAUCCAAAAUGACCCAUUCAUACAGUUUACCUUAAUCUCUCUGUCUUUCUCCAGGUGAAACAUCUGUCCGUGAAGAUUCCACUCUGCACUUCCAUCUGUCCAAGUUGAACAUCUUGUAGUCAGGAUGGGAGACGCAGAAAUGUCAGUGUUUGGGGUUGCUGCCUCAUACCUGCGCAAGUCAGACCGGGAACGUCUGGAGGCGCAGACUCGCCUCUUCGACAUGAAGAAGGAGUGCUUUGUGCCUGACCCGGUGGAGGAGUUUGUUAAGGCUUCUGUCACCAGUCGUGACGGAGACAAAGUCACCGUGGAGACAUACUCUGGGAAGACUUUGACAGUAAAAGACACCCAGCUCCUCCAGCAAAACCCUCCCAAAUUUGACAAGAUUGAGGACAUGGCCAUGUUAACUUUCCUGCACGAGCCUGCUGUGCUGUACAACCUCAAAGAGCGUUAUGCAGCCUGGAUGAUCUAUACCUACUCAGGGCUGUUCUGUGUCACUGUCAACCCCUAUAAGUGGCUGCCAGUGUAUGAUCAGUCUGUGGUCAUCGCUUACAGAGGAAAGAAGAGGAGUGAGGCUCCUCCUCACAUCUUCUCCAUCUCUGACAAUGCCUAUCAGUACAUGCUGACAGACCGCGAGAACCAGUCCAUCCUGAUCACUGGAGAAUCUGGUGCUGGGAAGACUGUGAACACCAAGAGAGUCAUCCAAUACUUUGCCAGCAUUGCUGCUGGAGGGAAGAAAGAAGUACUUGCCCAAAACAAGGGUACCCUGGAGGAUCAAAUCAUCCAGGCCAACCCAGCUCUGGAAGCGUUUGGUAAUGCCAAGACCAUCAGAAAUGACAACUCUUCAAGAUUUGGUAAAUUCAUCCGAAUCCACUUUGACACUCGAGGAAAGUUGGCGUCAGCUGACAUAGAGACCUACCUCCUAGAGAAGUCUCGUGUCACCUUUCAGCUGAAGGCAGAGAGAGAUUAUCACAUCUUCUAUCAGAUCUUGUCCAACAAGAAGCCUGAACUUAUAGAAAUGUUGCUCAUAACGAAUAAUCCCUACGACUAUGCCUUCAUCUCCCAGGGAGAAACUACAGUAACUUCUAUUGAUGAUACUGAAGAACUGUUAGCCACAGAUAGUGCAUUUGACGUGCUGGGAUUCACUCAAGAAGAGAAGAACUCUGUGUACAAGUUGACUGGGGCCAUCAUGCAUUAUGGAAACAUGAAGUUCAAACAGAAGCAGCGUGAGGAGCAGGCAGAAGCAGAUGGCACUGAGGAUACUGACAAGGCUGCUUAUCUGAUGGGUCUGAACUCUGCUGACCUCGUCAAGGGUCUCUGUCAUCCAAGGGUCAAAGUAGGAAACGAGUGGGUCACCAAAGGACAGAAUGUUCAGCAGGUGAACUAUGCAGUGGGUGCUCUGUCAAAGUCAGUGUACGAGAAGAUGUUCCUCUGGAUGGUGAUGCGAAUCAACCAAUCCCUGGAGACCAGGCAGCCUCGGCAGUACUUCAUUGGUGUCCUGGAUAUUGCUGGUUUUGAGAUCUUUGAGUUCAACAGCUUUGAGCAGCUGUGCAUCAACUUCACAAAUGAGAAACUGCAACAGUUUUUCAACCACCACAUGUUCGUACUGGAGCAGGAGGAGUACAAGAAAGAGGGAAUUGAGUGGGAGUUCAUUGACUUUGGCAUGGACUUACAAGCUUGCAUUGACCUGAUAGAAAAGCCCAUGGGCAUCAUGUCUAUCCUUGAAGAGGAGUGCAUGUUCCCUAAGGCCAGUGAUAUAACCUUCAAAGCCAAGCUCUAUGACAACCACCUGGGAAAGUCUGCCAACUUCCAGAAACCUCGAAUUGUAAAGGGGAAACCAGAGGCCCAUUUUGCCCUGGCUCAUUAUGCUGGUAUUGUGGACUACAACAUCAUGAACUGGCUGGUCAAGAACAAGGAUCCUCUGAAUGAGACUGUGGUGGCACUUUACCAGAAGGCGUCUAUGAAAUUACUGUCUCAGCUAUUUGCUAACUAUGCUGGUGCCGAUUCAGUUCUGGCUGAAGGAAAGAAAGAGAAGAAGAAAAAAGGAUCUUCCUUCCAGACAGUGUCAGCUCUUCACAGGGAGAAUCUGAAUAAGCUGAUGACCAACUUGAGGUCCACUCACCCUCAUUUUGUGCGCUGCAUCAUCCCUAAUGAGAGUAAGACUCCUGGGGCCAUGGAUAACCCUCUGGUCAUGCACCAGCUGCGCUGUAACGGUGUGCUGGAAGGCAUCAGGAUCUGCAGAAAGGGCUUCCCCAACAGGAUCCUGUAUGGAGACUUCAAACAGAGAUACCGUAUCCUGAACCCUGCUGCUAUCCCAGAGGGACAGUUUAUAGACAGCAGGAAAGGAGCAGAGAAGCUGCUGGGUUCUUUGGACAUUGAUCACCAGCAGUACAGAUUUGGACAUACCAAGGUGUUCUUCAAGGCUGGUCUACUGGGACUGCUGGAGGAGAUGAGAGAUGAACGUUUGUCCAAAAUCAUCACUGGAAUCCAGGCCAGGUCCCGUGGACUUCUUUCAAGAAUUGAGUACCAGAAGAUGGUGGAUCGCAGGGAUGCCUUGCUUGUCAUCCAAUGGAAUGUACGUGCCUUCAUGGGUGUGAAGAACUGGCCCUGGAUGAAGCUCUACUUCAAGAUUAAGCCUCUGCUGAGGUCUGCUGAAGCCGAGAAGGAGAUGGCCAAUAUGAAAGAGGAGUUCCUAAAACUGAAAGAAGCCUAUGCCAAGUCUGAAGCACGGAGAAAGGAGCUUGAAGAGAAGAUGGUCAGUCUUCUCCAAGAGAAGAAUGACCUGCAGCUUCAAGUCCAGGCUGAACAAGAUAAUCUUUGUGAUGCUGAGGAGAGAUGUGAAGGACUGAUAAAGAAUAAGAUUCAGCUGGAGGCCAAAGCCAAAGAGCUGACUGAGAGACUGGAUGAUGAGGAGGAGAUGAACGCAGAACUGACUGCUAAGAAGAGGAAGCUGGAAGAUGAGUGCUCUGAGCUCAAGAAAGACAUUGAUGAUCUGGAGCUCACUCUGGCUAAAGUGGAGAAGGAGAAGCAUGCCACUGAGAACAAGGUGAAGAACCUGACUGAAGAAAUGGCAGCUCUGGAUGAAAUAAUCGCCAGGUUGACCAAGGAGAAGAAGGCUCUACAGGAGGCUCACCAGCAAACCCUGGAUGACCUGCAGAGUGAGGAAGACAAAGUCAACACUCUGACAAAGGCCAAAGCCAAGCUGGAGCAACAAGUGGAUGAUCUUGAAGGAUCUCUGGAACAGGAGAAGAAGAUCCGCAUGGAUCUUGAGAGAGCCAAGAGGAAGCUUGAAGGAGACCUAAAGCUGUCUCAGGAGAAUGUUAUGGACCUGGAGAAUGACAAGCAGCAGCUUGAAGAGAGGCUUAAGAAGAAAGACUUUGAGAUAAACCAGCUGAAUGGGAAGAUUGAAGAUGAACAGUCUUUGAUGGCACAGCUUCAGAAGAAACUUAAGGAGCUACAGGCACGAAUUGAGGAGCUUGAGGAAGAGCUGGAGGCUGAGAGAGCUGCCCGUGCCAAGGUGGAGAAACAGAGGGCAGACUUGUCCAGAGAGCUGGAGGAGAUCAGUGAGAGACUGGAGGAGGCAGGUGGGGCCACCUCUGCCCAGAUUGAAAUGAACAAGAAGAGGGAGGCCGAGUUCCAAAAGAUGCGCAGAGACCUCGAAGAGGCCACCCUGCAGCACGAGGCCACCGCAGCUACACUGAGGAAGAAGCAAGCUGAUAGUGUGGCUGACCUUGGGGAGCAGAUCGACAACCUGCAGCGAGUAAAGCAGAAGCUGGAGAAGGAGAAGAGUGAGCUCAGACUUGAGCUGGAUGAUGUGGUCUCCAAUAUGGAGCAGAUCAUUAAGACCAAGACUAACCUGGAGAAGAUGAGUAGAACUCUAGAAGAUCAAUCCAAUGAGUACAGGAUUAAGUGUGAGGAAAACCAACGGGCUCUCAAUGACUUCACAACACAGAGAGCAAAACUUCAGACAGAAAAUGGGGAGCUGGCAAGACAGCUGGAAGAGAAGGAAAGUCUAGUUUCACAGCUGACCAGGGGCAAGCAAUCAUACACUCAACAGAUUGAGGAUCUUAAAAGACAACUGGAUGAGGAGAUCAAGGCAAAAAAUGCACUGGCCCAUGCGGUGCAGUCUGCUCGCCAUGACUCUGACCUGCUGAGGGAGCAGUAUGAGGAAGAGCAGGAAGCAAAGGCUGAGCUGCAGCGCAGUCUCUCCAAGGCCAACUCUGAGGUGGCUCAGUGGAGAACCAAGUAUGAGACUGAUGCCAUCCAGAGAACUGAGGAACUGGAGGACGCAAAGAAGAAACUGGCUCAGAGACUGCAGGAUGCAGAAGAGGCUGUGGAAGCUGUCAAUGCUAAAUGCUCCUCCCUAGAGAAGACCAAGCACAGGCUGCAAAAUGAGAUUGAAGAUCUCAUGGUGGAUAUGGAGAGAUCCAAUGCAGCUGCUGCAGCUCUGGAUAAGAAGCAAAGGAACUUUGAUAAGGUCCUGGCAGAGUGGAAGCAGAAAUAUGAAGAGUCUCAGAGUGAGUUGGAAGGCUCCCAAAAGGAGGCCAGAUCUCUGAGCACUGAGCUCUUCAAGCUGAAGAACUCCUAUGAGGAGUCCUUGGAUCACCUGGAAACAAUGAAGAGAGAGAACAAGAUUCUACAAGAGGAAAUCUCUGACCUCAGUGAGCAACUUGGUGAGGGUGGGAAGACUAUCCAUGAGCUGGAGAAGAUCCGUAAGCAGCUUGAACUGGAGAAGGCAGAGAUCCAAGCAGCUCUGGAAGAAGCAGAAGCAUCUCUUGAGCAUGAAGAAGGGAAGAUCCUGAGAGCUCAGCUGGAGUUUAACCAGAUAAAAGCAGAUAUUGAGCGCAAGCUCACGGAAAAGGAUGAAGAGAUGGAGCAGGCCAAGAGGAACCAGCAAAGAGUGGUGGAUACUCUGCAAAGCUCUCUGGAGGCAGAGACCCGCAGUAGGAAUGAGGCUCUCAGGAUUAAGAAGAAAAUGGAGGGAGACCUCAAUGAGAUGGAGAUCCAACUCAGUCAGGCCAACAGACAGGCCUCUGAGGCUCAAAAGCAGCUCAAAGCCCUCCAUGCACACCUGAAGGAUGCUCAACUGCAACUGGACGAAUCCCUUCGUGCCAAUGAUGAUCUGAAAGAAAACAUCGCCAUUGUAGAGAGACGCAACAAUCUCAUGCAGGCAGAGCUGGAAGAGCUGAGGGCCGUGUUGGAGCAGACAGAAAGAGGCCGGAAACUGGCUGAACAAGAGCUGCUGGAUGUCAGUGAGAGGGUGCAGCUGCUGCACUCACAGAACACCAGCCUGCUCAACCAGAAGAAGAAGCUGGAAGGUGACAAUUCCCAGCUUCAGACAGAGGUGGAGGAGGCUGUACAGGAGUGCAGGAACGCAGAAGAAAAAGCAAAGAAGGCCAUCACUGAUGCUGCCAUGAUGGCAGAGGAGCUAAAGAAGGAGCAGGACACGAGUGCUCACCUGGAGCGCAUGAAGAAGAACAUGGAACAGACUAUCAAGGACCUCCAGCACCGUCUGGAUGAAGCUGAGCAAAUCGCCAUGAAAGGAGGCAAGAAGCAAGUGCAGAAACUGGAAGCCAGGGUAAAGGAGCUUGAAAUUGAGGUUGAGGCUGAGCAGAAGAAGAGCAGUGAUGCUGUGAAGGGCAUACGGAAGUAUGAGAGACGCAUCAAAGAGCUCACCUACCAGACUGAAGAGGACCGUAAGAAUUUGGCCCGUCUGCAGGAUCUGGUGGAUAAGCUGCAGUUAAAGGUCAAGUCCUACAAGAGAUCUGCAGAAGAGGCUGAGGAACAGUCUAACUCUAAUCUGACCAAGUUCCGCAAGCUGCAGCAUGAGCUGGAUGAGGCAGAGGAGAGGGCCGACAUUGCAGAGUCCCAGGUCAACAAGCUGCGUGCCAAGACCCGUGAUGUGGGGUCAAAGAAAGGGUUUGAUGAAGAGUGAAGCUCUCAGAUGGACCUUUCUCACCUCCAUCUCUGCUGUGCUGUAGCCUUCCCUCUACUAUCACUGUCCAUUUCCUCUAAUUGUGUGCAAUAAAAUCUGUUUCAGCAACUC